Molecule: messenger RNA, 609 nt
Organism: Acanthocheilonema viteae
Lineage: Eukaryota; Metazoa; Nematoda; Chromadorea; Rhabditida; Onchocercidae
Source: the annotation of a GenBank genome assembly
AUGACUUAUGUCCUGCUUUCAUUAACAACAUAUUUCAUUUUUUGUACAGGAAAUGAUUUAAUGAAGACUGAUGAAAAGCCUCCAAGAGAUGAUGACUCUUUUUGCGGUAAAGCAGAUUGUCCACUAUACGGUUCUUGCGUGGAUUGCAAAUUUCCAGAAUGUGAAUACGGAGCCGUAAUAACUGUAAAUUGCACUACGAAGAGGCAGUGUGCUGGUCAGUAUACAUUGCAAAAAGAAGCAAAAUGCCGGUAUUGUUGGCAGACUGAUGUUACAGAGCAUCACUGCGUUCCGAUACGCAACUGUUCGACAGUGGCUACUCGGCUAUUUCGCACAACGUGUCAGGUACAUCAGUGGGUCAUAUGCAAAGGUCGACGAGCCUUCUACAAGAAUGUGAGAUGCAACUGGUCCUCGGGAUACAGCUGGUGGAAAGCGAUGUUCCUUUCAAUUACACUUGGAGGCUUUGGUGCCGAUCGUUUUUACUUGGGAAUGUGGAAAAGUGCAAUAGGAAAACUAUUUAGCUUUGGUGGCUUGGGUAUUUGGACAUUCGUAGAUGUUGUCUUGAUUGGUGUUGGUUAUAUUGGACCAGCUGAUGGUUCUCUUUACAUUUAA